Molecule: messenger RNA, 1623 nt
Organism: Exaiptasia diaphana
Lineage: Eukaryota; Metazoa; Cnidaria; Anthozoa; Actiniaria; Aiptasiidae
Product: potassium voltage-gated channel subfamily A member 10
Exons: 2
Coding region: 42-1421 (459 amino acids)
Biological process (GO): potassium ion transmembrane transport; protein homooligomerization
Cellular component (GO): voltage-gated potassium channel complex; membrane
Molecular function (GO): delayed rectifier potassium channel activity
Source: RefSeq, a predicted model, not a curated record
UUCAAAGAGUACAGAGUCCUUAACAGAUCUUAGAUUCAAGGAUGCAGCAAUCAUAUUUUGGAAGCAUUGAAGCUCUAAAUGAUCCUAGGAAUAUAGAAUUAAUACGAAGGGCUCGAACUCCGCAAGAUUCACCAAAAGAAUUCCUUAAAAGGAAGAARAGAGAARRUUUUACCAGUUUACAAGAACUCAAACUUCAGGCAAAUGACAUAAUUAAGGUCAACGUAAGUGGGAAGUGCUUUGAUAUUUCAACUAAAAAUCUUGUCAAGUAUCCRAAAAGUCUGCUAUCAAAUGAGGAAAAAAGGCAGGCCUUCUAUGAUAUACAUAAGAAGGAGUACUUCUUUGAUCAUAAUCGAGUGAUAGCCCAAAGUGUGUGUAUGUUCUAUCAGUAUGGCUCCUUCGAAAUUCCAGAGAAUGUUCCAGAGCACUUAGUUAUUGAAGAGCUAAACUUCUAUGGAUUGUUCGAUUACUUGGAUGAUAGUAUGAAAGCUCAUUUGGGUGAAGUUCAACAAAUWUCRGAGACUUACACAGCAAAGGAUCUGAGAGAAAAGCUUUGGAUUAUGCUUGAAAGUCCAGAUGGCGUUGGCAUCAACGACUGCGCAAGAUGUUACAACGUCUUUUCGUUGUCGUUGAUAGUUUUCUCAAUAUUCUUGYUGUGCUACGCSACWUAUUAYAAAGGMCAUUCCCAAAUUACAUUGUCAAGUUUUGACAACGUAGCAGUGAACUGGCUAUUGCUAUCUGAGAUCGUUUGUAUAGGGUUUUUCUCAAUUGARCUUUUYCUUCGCUUCAUCGUCAGUCAUGAAAAACGAAGGUUCUUCUUCUCGUUCUUAAACAUCAUUGACUUCGUAGCUAUAGCUCCCUUUUAUAUAGGAAUGAUCCUUGAUGUACAGCAUAUCACUACACCAUUGACAGUUCUACGYGUCCUAAGAAUCGGGAAAAUGUUCCGUGUGCUUAAAAUAUCGCGAUAUAAUACGAGUUUGCUAAUCAUUGCAAAGACUGUCAAAUCAGGYCGUUGGGAYYUGUGGAUGUUGUGCUUUUUACUGCUGAUCAUGUGUUUAUUCUAUGGUAGUUUUACUUAUUAUAUGGAGCAAAUAUUUAUGGAAGAGGAGUCUGACUUUGAAAGCAUCCCUGCAGCGAUCUGGUGGGCAUUGAUUACCUCUUUAGCGAUUGGAUAUGGAAAUAUGGUACCAAAAAGCUCAGCGGGCCGCGUAGCCGGUGCAUUGUGUGCUGUAUCUGGUAUUGUAGUAGUUGCACCCAUUCUUCCAAUCAUAUUCAACCGCUGGACAAGAUUCAAUCGAUUACAGCAUGAAGCGAAACUUCACAAAAAAUGCAAAAUAGUGAAUAAGAACGUCCAGCAAGAGAUUGAACACUUGAACUUAAUUCGAGUACACGGAGAUCGAACUAAAGGGCGGUUUUUCUUUUAAUGUGUAAACUGAAAUGAUCGGGUUAGUGACCAGAGUCCAGAAUUAUACAACGACAGUACGUAUUCGUAUAUCUUAAAAAAAAUGGUGGUUAAUCGUAAAGAGCUCCUACGCAUGAAAGUAAAAGAUAUUUCUUCUUAUAUAUUAAAAGGUUUUUGUAUAUAGUAUAGAAGGGAAUUAAAAAUAAAACUAUCAUUUCRCUGUG